Molecule: messenger RNA, 1480 nt
Organism: Menidia menidia (Atlantic silverside)
Lineage: Eukaryota; Metazoa; Chordata; Actinopteri; Atheriniformes; Atherinopsidae
Source: the annotation of a GenBank genome assembly
UGGGCGGGUCUUGACAGUAUCAGUUUGACUGCUUCUCAACCCAUUCACGCUGAUAAGCUUCAGGGGUAGUUGGGCUGAACCGCGGAUUCCUUCUUAGACUUGGACGUAAAGAAGAUGGCUGCAAUCAGGAAGAAGCUGGUGAUAGUUGGGGAUGGUGCAUGUGGGAAAACCUGUCUGCUUAUCGUCUUCAGUAAAGAUCAGUUCCCAGAAGUCUAUGUCCCCACUGUGUUUGAGAACUAUAUUGCUGACAUUGAAGUUGAUGGCAAACAGGUGGAGUUGGCACUUUGGGAUACCGCAGGCCAAGAGGACUAUGACCGACUGCGGCCUCUAUCCUACCCCGACACAGAUGUUAUCCUUAUGUGUUUCUCCAUAGAUAGCCCAGACAGUUUAGAGAAUAUUCCAGAGAAAUGGACACCCGAAGUGAAACACUUCUGUCCAAAUGUCCCGAUCAUCCUUGUGGGUAACAAAAAGGACCUCAGGAAUGAUGAACACACACGCAGGGAGCUGGCCAAAAUGAAACAGGAACCGGUCAAAUCUGAAGAAGGCAGAGACAUGGCCAACCGCAUCAGUGCCUUUGGCUACCUGGAGUGCUCCGCCAAGACCAAGGACGGCGUCCGGGAUGUUUUUGAGAUGGCUACCAGAGCAGCUCUGCAGGUCCGCAAGCGCAAGAAGAGAGGUGGCUGCCAGCUGCUGUGAGGGGGCAGAGCGCUAGGGCCAUUCGGGACCUGAGGGAGGACCCUCCCAGGCACACAGAACAAACUUAGAGAAACCUUAAAUCAGUGGCUUCCACGGACUGUACUUACUUCACAGAUGCAGGCAAUUAAGAAAGACUGACACACCUGUUUAAAAGCAAAACAAAUCAACCGUUAAAAAAAACAAAAAAAAAACAGUUUGUUCUGUGACUCACUCAGUAAUUGCUAGAUUCCUGUUUUGUUUCCCACUACCAGCGCACCAGUCUGUCUGUAAGGGAUUGGUCCCUUCCAUCUCUGUAUGAAUGUAUGUUUGUAUUUAUAUGUGCAUAUACUUUACAAAUGUCAAAAAGCUGCCUCUGUGUCAUGAUUGUUUGGGUAGAAGGGUUAGAAUCCCACAUGCACACUGAUAUCUUUUUGGUUUUAGAUUUGCAUGCCUGAAAUCUGCAUGCUCCACUUGAUCUUUUUUUAAAUUUUAUUUUCACCUUCUUUGCUGAUCCUUAGGGCUUUUUUACCAUUAGUAAGUUUAUACACUAAAAGUUAUACUAUACCAAUGAUAUGUACUGCUCUGUCAGCAGAAAUGUAUUCUACAAUUUGCUCACCUGCAAAGGACACAAGAGCCUGAUUUACCCCAGUAUACUGAAGCAGCAGCAGCUAUUUGUAAGCAGAGGCUCUGGACUGUGCAUGACUGUCUCCUUCAUGGCGACAGCUUAAACUGGCACUGGUGACAGAGAUGUAUUGUCGUAGAAAGUACUGGCUGUUGCGCUCCUUCUGGCUCUGACAGACAUCAC